AUGGAUAUUAACAGUCACUGCAAAGGAACAUUUGAAUCUGUUGGCUCCACAGAGUUGCAGAAUGCUGGCAAAGCUGGUUUGGUGCAAAAUCAAGGAAAAAUUUCGGCUGUUUUAGGAACCAGGAUGAUGGAAGGAAGAGAUGGUUGGGCUUUGAAAGCACCUCUUGAUAUCAAGUUUUUGAAGGGUUUAGAGAACAAGUCAAAACUGAAGAAGGCAAUUGGUUUGAAAGAUAUUGAGGGCAAAUUGAAAUCUAUUAACGGCCACACAUUUGAUGAUUUGGAGAUACAAAUUAGCAAGCCUCGUGUCAAGAGCAUUCGUACUGAGUCCGGGUAUCUAGUCGAUUGUGUUGAUAUUAACAAACAACCAGCUUUUGAUCAUCCAUUACUUAAAAAUCAUACAUUACAGAGAAAACCAAGUUUUGAAAGAAAUAUGAAUGAAACAAGUGUGAAGAGUUCGCCAAACAAACUCAUAUAUUGGCUUGAGAAUAUUAGGUGUCCAAAAGGAACCGUUCCUAUUCGAAGGAUAACCAAAGUUGAUCUUAUUCGAGGAAAAUCUGUAUUCAAUGAUCAUAACCUAAUUCAAUCCAUUAUGCAUGAAGCUUAUACGUACCAUGAACCUCCUCCGGAUGAUAUUAUCCAUGGAAUUAAGGGAACUACUAGUAUUUAUAAUCCAAAAGUUGAUAAGGAUCAAUCAAGUUCAGGUCAUUUAUUCGUUCAAGAUGCAUUUCAAAAAUUAAUCAUAAAUGGUACUAAUAAAAUCAUGGUUGGAUGGCAUGUAUCUCCAAAAUUAUACAAUGAUGAUCAUUCAACUUAUUUUUACUCGGCAUGGACUUCAGAUAAUUUCAAAAGUACUGGAUGCUACAAUAUGUUGUGCAAGGGUUUCGUUCAAAUAGAUAGGUCAUAUUACCUUGGUUCACGUAUACGCAAAACAUCUACCUAUGGCGGAGAGAUGAUUGAAAUGUCAAUUUCUCUUAAUAAGGAUCGAACAACCCACAAUUGGUGGUUAACAGUGGCAGAUAAGACUAUUGGAUAUUUUCCGGCAGCUUUAUUCCCCAACAUGGUCGAACCUUCCGGAGUGGGAUGGGGUGGGUCAACAUUAUCUCCUAUGGGUACUUCUAGUCCUUCAAUGGGAUCUGGACACUUACCUGAUAAAGAUUACGUUCAUGCAAGUUAUUUUAGAGAUAUUGGAAUUCAAGUUGAUGAUUCUGGAAUCUAUAAUCAACCAAGUGGAGACAAAUACGUUGAUGCUGAUGCUGCCUCCUGUUAUAAUGUUGAAUACUAUGGAGAUCAAGGAGAAGAAUUUGGAUAUUCUCUUCAAUUUGGAGGACCUGGUUGUAACUAG
This is a messenger RNA of Trifolium pratense (red clover), 1341 nucleotides long. RefSeq lists its product as uncharacterized. The transcript has 10 exons. Bases 1 to 1341 code for a protein of 446 amino acids. The record is from RefSeq and is a predicted model, not a curated record. NCBI's taxonomy places the organism in Eukaryota, Viridiplantae, Streptophyta, Magnoliopsida, Fabales, Fabaceae.